Molecule: messenger RNA, 2359 nt
Organism: Chaetomium strumarium
Lineage: Eukaryota; Fungi; Ascomycota; Sordariomycetes; Sordariales; Chaetomiaceae
Product: sugar transporter-like protein
Exons: 1
Coding region: 257-1927 (556 amino acids)
Biological process (GO): transmembrane transport; carbohydrate transport
Cellular component (GO): membrane
Molecular function (GO): carbohydrate:proton symporter activity
Source: RefSeq, a predicted model, not a curated record
GGAAUCUCCCAAGGGCGACUCCGGGCUGCUGAAAGACUCUGACUCGAGACCUCGUCCCGCCAUUUGUAUAAAGAUGGCUGGCGGCCGCCUGGAUUCUUGGGUGUCAGACGAUCAGGCUCUCGGGUCGUGGCAGCGAACAACAAUAGUCCGCCUUUUGAUUUCCUCGGUUGGCCCCUGCUUCGGCCAUCACCGCCGCCUUCUUGUGCUUCCGAAUCUACCUUAUUGGGCAGGUUAAGACCACCGCGACGGUGACAUCAUGUCUCCCUCAGCACGGGAUGAGCACGCCGCUCGGCGAGUGGCCGUCGCCAAAGCCAACAUGGACGAGUCGACCGUGAACGAGGCAGCCGCAGCCACCGAUGCCGAACACAGCAUGGGGCUCCUCGAGUCUCUCAAGCUGUACAGGAAGGCCUGCAUGUGGUCCAUCUUCCUGUCGACGUGCAUCGUCAUGGAAGGUUUCGACAAUGCCUUCCUCUCCAGCCUCUUCGCCUACCCCCCUUUCCAGCGCAAGUUCGGCGUCGCCCAACCUGACGGCACGUACCAGCUCACAGCCGAGUGGCAGACCGGCUUGACCAACGGCGUGCUCGCCGGUCAGAUCAUCGGCCUCUUCGCCAACGGCAUCCUCGCCGACCGGUUCGGAUACCGCAAGACCUUGAUCGGCGCCUUGAUCGGCUGCAUCGCUUUCAUCUUCAUCAUCUUCUUCUCCGAGACGCUGGUGCAGCUACUCAUCGGCGAGAUCCUCAUCGGUUUCCCCUGGGGCGUCUUCCAGACCUCGACGACCACAUACGCGUCCGAGGUGUGCCCGACUCACCUUCGAGCGUACUUGACAACUUAUGUCAACCUGUGUUGGGUCAUUGGCCAGUUCAUCGCCUCCGGUGUGCUGCGAGCCAUGCUGAAUCGCGACGACCACUGGGGAUACAAGAUUCCCUUUGCCUUGCAAUGGGUGUGGCCCGUCCCUCUGAUCAUUGGCAUCUGGCUUGCGCCCGAGUCUCCUUGGUGGCUCGUCCGGCACGGCCGCCUCGACGAGGCUAAGCGAUCGCUCGCCCGCCUGACGACGCGAAACUCGGGCGUGAAAUUCCACCCCGACGAGACGAUUUCGAUGAUGAUCCAUACCAACGAGAUGGAAAAGGAACUGCUGGCCGGCACCUCCUAUACAGACCUGUUCAAGGGCGUCAAUCUGCGCCGAACGGAAAUUGUGUGCAUCACGUGGAUGAUCCAGACCCUGUGCGGCGCCACUUUCAUGGGCUACUCGACAUACUUUUACCAGCAAGCUGGCAUGGCCGUCGAGAACUCUUUCAGCAUGUCGCUCGGCCAAUAUGCGCUCGGCGCCGUCGGCACCAUCACCUCCUGGUUCCUGAUGCAGUGGUUCGGCCGCCGGACGCUGUACCUAUGGGGACAAGUCGUCAUGUGCGUCCUGCUGCUGACUAUCGGAUGCUCCGCCUUUGCCGGCCGGGAGAAUGUCGCUGCGCAGUGGGCCAUCGGUUCGCUGCUUCUCGUUUACACCUUCACCUACGAUGCCACGGUCGGCCCGGUCUGCUACUCGCUCGUGGCGGAGCUCACCUCGACACGCCUGCGCACAAAGUCGGUCGUCAUGGCCCGCAACAUGUACAACAUGGUCGGCAUCGUCACCAACAUCAUCACGCCUCGCAUGCUCAACCCCACGGCGUGGAACUGGGGAGCCAAGUCGGGCUUCUUCUGGGCAGGCACGUGCUUCCUCUGCGCGGUCUGGACCUUCUUCCGACUGCCGGAACCCAAGGGCCGCACCUAUGGCGAGCUGGACGUGCUCUUUGAGAACCGCGUCAGCGCCCGCAAGUUCAAGUCCACGGCGGUGGACCGGUUUGAUGGAUGUAGUAGCAGUGAGAGCACCCCCGAGAAGGAAAAGGUGGUUGAGGAUGUCAUGGUCGAGAGUGUCAACAGCCAACCGAACUAGGUAGGCUCAGAAGGCUGUGCCCGUGAGCAGAGACAGCCAGGACGGCGAACGAUGUGCCGUGUAUGGUGGGUGGGAGGCAAAUAAACGAAUCAACUGAUUUAAAGUAUGGGACCCUGGGACAUUCCGAGUGGGCGGUCAAACCAGUGACGAUCAAUCGAUCCUGCAUUAAUGAAAUAAUGCCACAGCACACAUCGUGGCGUCAGGAGUUGGUGUUGUUGCCCAUGCGCAAAGUGCCUCUGGAGUAUGACAAGGCUUUGCGAUUCCGGCAACCGAGCUGAAGGGCUUCGCCCCUCACUCAGGUGUCCGCUCCUCUCGUUCUCUUUAUUGCGUGGUUGGUGCCCUGCAAGGAGCCAUGACCCGUAAAUUAGCCUCUUCCUGUGUACUGAUUCUCAGGUCGCCAUCACCGCGCGUCAUUUCAAUCUCAACCGCGCA